AUGGACAGCCAAUUGGUGCCCCAGUUACCAUGGGAGAUGGCUAUCAACAGCCUGGACCCUCUUAUCCAAGACACCUUCCUGGGGUCCAGUCGGCCAGCUUCUCCGCUCCCAUUUGUCAAGUAGGUGUUACCAUCACUUACAAAGUCAUCAAAUUCCACCUUUUACUAAAUCAUUGCAGGGAUCCCAGUGUUGUGUUUGUUGGGCCUAAACGCGAUUACAACGGUGGAUUCGAAGAAUGUCAGAACGCCGGCGAGAUCAACUACGCACAAUGGUUUGAUGACACAGAGAUGGAUGUCGUCAUCCCAGGCUGGGAGUCCACACACUCACUCAAUGUUAACAUACCAAAUAUAACACCAGAGACAGUCCCUCAAUCCAUAUACCCAGAAAGGUAGUAAUAAUUUCAGCUCUUUCCUCCAUGUCCUUCUAAACUGUACUUAUUGUUUCCCUUCAGUGAUCAGACCGGCUUCUCAUCGCCAGGCAGCACUUACUCUUCCGGAGAAUGGAGUACAGGCGGAGAUUCUACGAUGACACAAGAAGACAUACUGGAAGAGAUUCAGCGAGAAUGCGCCGAGAUCGAGCGUCACUCUCAUUCGCCUCCUUCUACGUCAUCAAGGGUAAGAUAAAACGUCCGAGGGAUAAAUUCCGCCUUAGAAAUUGAAGGUUCGACGUUCUCACAAACGCACAGACAUCAGCAACGACGACCGAAAGAAGCAAUUGAACCGCGUCGCCGCCACCAGAUACCGCGAGAAGAAACGCCGAGAAAAAGAGCAGCUGUGGGUCGAGGAAAAACAUCUGACCGACCGCAACCGACAACUUAAUGAGACCGUCAUCGACCUCAAGGCCGAGAUCGGUUACCUUCGCAAGCUUCUCAAGGACAUGGAACAGCGUUCACGCUCUGCUUGA
Molecule: messenger RNA, 903 nt
Organism: Bursaphelenchus xylophilus (pine wood nematode)
Lineage: Eukaryota; Metazoa; Nematoda; Chromadorea; Rhabditida; Aphelenchoididae
Source: the annotation of a GenBank genome assembly